This is a messenger RNA of Lichtheimia ornata, 945 nucleotides long. RefSeq lists its product as uncharacterized. NCBI's taxonomy places the organism in Eukaryota, Fungi, Mucoromycota, Mucoromycetes, Mucorales, Lichtheimiaceae. The transcript is spliced from 2 exons. The record is from RefSeq and is a predicted model, not a curated record. The coding region runs from base 1 to 945 and encodes 314 amino acids.
AUGAAAAUCAGACACCUUACAGCACUUGUCACUGCCGUCAUUGCCAACUCAUGGCUUGUGUCACCCACUUUGGCUCAAGACAAUGGCUCAUACGAUGAUGGCGAUGGUUCUUGGGAUGAUAACGGGGACGACGGUACUGGUGACGACUAUGGCAAUGGAGACGACAAUGGCUAUAAUGAUGAUGACGGCACCGGUGAUGAUACUACUGGAGACGAUUACGAUGAUAGCGGCGAUAAUGGUGAUUACGAUGAUGGCAGCGGAGACGGCUAUGAUGACAGUGGAGACAAUAAUGAUGGUGGUGAUUAUGGCGAUGGCGACGGCGACGGCGACAGCAGCACAGGCCAAGAUGAUGGCACCAAUAACGAUGAUGGCAGCACUGAUGGCUCCGAUUCAACCGACACGUGGGAUGACAACAACAACAGCGAUGGCACCCAACAACCCACGGAUGAUGGUGAUAAUGCAACAGCUACUGAUGAAUGGGGUAAUCCAAUCACCACAUCAACCGAUGAUAUGGGUGCUUCUACCACUAUGAGCGCUACGUUAGAACCAUCGACUACUACCGAUAGUAGUAGUAUUGCACCCACCGAUACAUUGCUUAGCAGCUUUACUAACAGCAGCAUUGCACCAAGUGAAACUGCCACCCUGUCAACCACGGAUGAUGGCAGCAGCAGCAACAAUACCGGAAAGAUUGUAGGAGGCGUAGUAGGUGGAGUAGGUGGUGCCCUGGUGGUAGCUGCCAUUGCCUUUUUUAUUAUUCGCCGUAAACGAAAGAACAAGCAUGAAGAUGUUGAAGUUUUCCAACCACGCGAUGAACUUCAGGAACCUCGUGCUUCAUGGAUGUCUGGUUCUCAGCCUGCUAGCCCUGCAAGCAUGUCACAGCCCUUGACCCAUUCAUAUCAACAACACCAGCAUGGUCCUCCUCCCACCCCCGUUCAUCACGCAUAA